Messenger RNA from Syngnathus typhle (broad-nosed pipefish), 1336 nucleotides. RefSeq names its product platelet-activating factor acetylhydrolase, isoform Ib, gamma subunit (gene pafah1b3). Bases 207 to 878 code for a protein of 223 amino acids. NCBI's taxonomy places the organism in Eukaryota, Metazoa, Chordata, Actinopteri, Syngnathiformes, Syngnathidae. The transcript has 6 exons. The record is from RefSeq and is a predicted model, not a curated record.
UACGGGCCAUCAGCGUGAACCUCACUUCCUGAAACGGAUUUGGGGAGAUGAUGACACGAAUUUGCACUAUUUAAUUAUCCAUUUCAACGUUCACGUAAAUUCUCACUGGUUUGAUCUAUCAUAUAGCCUGGCGCACAAUUAUUUCAACGACUAAGCAAGAGCCAAAGUCAUACGUGGCGGCUUUUUAACGCUGAUCGGGGCCGACUAUGAGCGCCGACGAGAAGAACCCGGCCGCCACACCCACCGCCUGUUUGGACACCCAGGGAGACGGACGAUGGAUGUCGAUGCACAACCGCUUCCUGUCCGACAGCAAAGACAAAGAACCCGACGUCCUCUUCGUUGGUGACUUUCUGGUGCAGCACAUGCAUCAAUUUGGUGUGUGGCGACAACUCUUCUCGCCACUCCACGCCCUCAAUUUUGGAGUUGGCAGUGAUGCCACACAACACGUGCUCUGGAGACUGACCAACGGUGAACUGGACCACAUCAGCCCAAAGAUCGUUGUUUUGUGGGUGGGGACUCAAAACCACGGACACACCGCAGAGCAGAUCUGCGGCGGCAUCAUGGAAAUCGUCCAAGUGGUCAAGAACAAGCUGACGCACGCUCACACGCUCGUGCUGGGACUCCUGCCCAGAGGUAAGUCCCCAAACCCGCUACGUGAGCGCAACGCCGAGGUCAACCGGUUGGUGCGGGCAGCCGUCGCCGGCCUCGCUCACGCCUCCUUCCUGAACGUGGACCCGGGCUUCGUGCACUCCAACGGCAGCAUCUCCCACCAGGACAUGUACGAUUACCUUCACCUCAGUCCGCAGGCCUACCAGGCUGUGUGUGAGCCGCUGCAAACCCACCUCAAGUCCAUGCUAGACAGGUCUGCCGAGAACUGAGUAACACAUACACACAUGCGCACGUAUAGACGACUCGCACUGGUCCCUCAUACCCGCUAGCUUAGCAAGAAUGACAAAUAAUAUCGAUGACAACGCAUCGGUGGGUGACGUGGUUGUCAAUCACUGUUACAGGUAAUGGGACCAAAACACUUGAAAUGAAAAUAGUGAAAUAAUAAUUAUGAAAUAAAUGUGAAAUGCUGGAGAAGGAGACUAAUGCCCAGAUGAAGCUCCCACUCCUGUUUUUGUCCCGUGAUGACGCUCCUCCUCAGACUUUAUCCAUGUCCUUAAGCACUUUUUGCUGUUGUACUGUAGUUGAAAACAACAAACGCCACAAAUGUGUUUGUUGUGCAAGUCUUGUGUCGGGAGGCGCCGCUCCAAUUUGGCCUUCAGGAAAAUUCCAUUGCUUCAAUUUGCGAGCAGUGUAAGCUGAGAAGACAAAUUAAAGAAAGACAACAGCA